Molecule: messenger RNA, 6189 nt
Organism: Strigops habroptila (Kakapo)
Lineage: Eukaryota; Metazoa; Chordata; Aves; Psittaciformes; Psittacidae
Gene: UNC119
Product: unc-119 lipid binding chaperone
Exons: 5
Coding region: 90-710 (206 amino acids)
Biological process (GO): lipoprotein transport; negative regulation of caveolin-mediated endocytosis; mitotic cytokinesis
Cellular component (GO): spindle pole; intercellular bridge; centrosome
Molecular function (GO): lipid binding
Source: RefSeq, a predicted model, not a curated record
AUGCCCCUCCCGGUGCGGCGGGGCCGGCGGCGGCGCGCAGCGGGGCCGGGGCCGCUCACACCGGCGGUGGCGGCAGCGGCGGCGGGGCCAUGAAGGUGAAGAAAAGCGGCGGGGCCGGGGCGGCCGCGGCGCGCACCGAGGAGGAGCUGGGCCGUAAAGCGCUCAUCGGGCCCGACGACGUGCUGGGGCUGCAGCGGGUCACCAGCGAUUAUUUGUGCACUCCAGAGGAAAAUGUUUACAAGAUAGACUUCACCAGGUUCAAAAUCCGGGACAUGGAAUCUGGCACAGUCUUGUUUGAAAUCACCAAACCAGCAGCUUCAGAACGUGAACACAAUGACAGGAAGGACAUUGAUCCCAAUGCUGGACGGUUUGUUCGCUAUCAGUUUACUCCAGCUUUUCUUAGACUUCGGCAAGUAGGAGCCACGGUGGAAUUCACAGUAGGAGACAAACCCAUUAAUAACUUCCGCAUGAUUGAGAGGCACUACUUCCGGGAUCAGUUGCUUAAGAGCUUUGAUUUUGAAUUUGGGUUCUGCAUCCCCAGCAGUAAAAAUACUUGUGAGCACAUCUAUGAGUUCCCACAGCUCUCCGAGGAUCUCAUUCGAGAGAUGAUCCUGCAUCCAUAUGAGACACAGUCGGACAGUUUCUACUUUGUAGACAACAAGCUCGUGAUGCACAACAAGGCAGAUUAUUCAUACAGUGGAGGACCUUGAGCACAGGAUGGGCAGCCAACCCACGCUGGCCUUCCCCUUCCUAUCGAAGCCGUCAGGGAUAGCAACACCUCCAGUUCUGUUGCCUACAACGUCAACUGGACAAGGAUCCACAACCCAAGGACUCUUUGCCACAGUAGGAGUUUCAUGACUAAAUUUGCCAGUCUCAUCUUUAUCGAGCUUUGAAGCAGACCCAGUUCUUCAGAACUUUUAAGCGGUUCUAAAUGGUCUUUGGAUACCACUUCCCUAAGUUCUUUCAGUGUCUGCUCUGAAAAUGGCCUUGUGGGACCUGAGGGAUUUUGCCCUAAUUCUGUGGAUUUGUGUUCUUGCCCUCAAAUAUCUUUUAGGACAUGGUUGCUUUUGUAAAGAAUGUGAUCUGAGAAACCACCUGAGUGGAUGGAUGCAAAUGCAGAGUUCUGUUGAUUUGUUUCUUGGGGUCAAUUUCUCUUGUACAUCCCAUUGAAAAUGUCAAGUCUAACAUCUUAUAAGAGCAAGUUUCAUCUUUAGAUUAGUUCUCUAAAAUUGAUAUUUCAUCCUUUAGGUUUGGUCCUUCUAGUAAUAUUCUGUUUAAUAGUGGAAACUUGCAGUGAAGACUGAUAGUUCAGUGACAGAGCUGUUUUAAAUCAGGUACUGUCCUUUUACAUUUCAGAUGAAUGCAAAAUAGCACUGAGGGUUUAUGAAUCUCCAUAAGCAUUUUCCACUGAUUUCAGUUUUUGCAAACUGAUUGCAGAAUAAUCAGGAAAAAUUGAAGGAUUUUAGCUUUAUUUAACAUUUUUACAUAGCUAACAUUCAGCCUAUUCGUGCUAUAUGUUUUCCACGUCUAUUUUCUUUCAUCUCUGCUCAAUACUAAGAUAAGGGCUUCAGCACUGCUUGUUAGAGCAGUGCUUUCAUUUGUCUAGGGCAGUUGGAGAGUGUUGGAAUUUCCAGUUUUCCAUUUGUAUCUGAAUUUGAAGAAUGUUAUGACAGUGUUUUCCCUUUGUUAAAAAUGUUUUGCAUUGGGUAUUAAUAUAGGUGAAACAGUAAGUCUAAUAAUGUUAGACUUACUGUCUAACAUUAGGUCUAAUGUAACAGUAAGUCUAUAAUGUAGGACUUUAUGCACAGCAAAAAUUGAGCAAGAACUCUCUUUUCAGACUCUAAGAAGUUUAAGACCAUUUUUUCCCAAGUUUCUCAGCAUGUGCUUCUUAGAAAGACAGAAGUGCAAAGAAGUAGCAGCAUCAAAGGAGUAAACUAGUGUAUGCAAAGCGAAAGCUGAGAAGGCUGUGGGGGGUAGCCUGCUGUCAUGAAACCCUUACUCUAAAGUUCAGUUCACUGAUACUUUAAACCAAUAAAAGGCAGUUGCAGUUUGUAGAUAUUUCUAUAAAUACUUGAUGUCUCCAUGUCUAAUUCUGUGAGUUGAAGUGGAACAUUCUAUGUUAGCCUCAGAUAGGUGUGAUUGUAAUGAUUUUUAUAAAAUACCAUUUCCAGUAGUGAUUAAGCAUAUUUCUAGUCACAGCCUAAGGUGAUUGGAACUGCAAACGGCUCCAACUGUAGCUGUCUGCCUAAGAGCAGGGAGGGGUUUGUGCUCUUUUUGGGCUUGUGGUCACUGUUAAAUGUGUUACCAUUUGUAUUUGGCUUGGCUUUCUUUACUUGUGAGAGAGGAUCCAGUUUUCUAAAGAAAAUGCAGUGAGUUUAGGGUACAGCACAGAGGUUUUUUUAAGAUUCAUAGCCAAGAAAGUACGUAAAGUUCACUGAUUUUACACAACUAGUAUCUUGUAAUUAGCACAGCAAGACUUGUAUUUAUCACUACUUUUUGUCUCUAAUAUUAAAUAAUGCAAUUAGCCUAUGGCUUAUCUGAGAGUAAAAGAAUUUCCUCAUUAUUUGUAAGACGCUUUGAACUACUGAUCAGUAAGUUUUAUAAUACAAUAAUUACUAAAGGUGCAAAUAGCUUCCAAAAGUCUAGGUUUUUCCCUCAACCUCCGUUAUUUUUUGCAUCAGGGCUGUUAAACUAUCUAUGUAUUCAAUGACGUUCUGCAAGUUUUAAGUAUUUAUGAAUUUUGUUCCAACUCUUGAAGGAGAAAAAACACUGAUUUGAAGACAGAAGAGAGCAUGUGUGUUCACCACUAGCACCCUAUACAGGUUUUUGGGGGGUAUCUUUCAACUCUCACCUGCUGUUUGUAAUAAUCACUUCUGUGCAUAAGAUUUUCAAAGCUGUGUAGCAAUGGUGCUUGCCCUGGAUUGCCAGUCAUACGUUUGGUUUUUCAAAUGUAUGGAUGUUUUAAACUGAACUAUAAAUCUUGGUAUAUUUUUGGGGAGAGCAGUUGUACUUUGGUGCAGAUUCUUGGGUUAUUGUACUGAGUAUCCUCUCCGUACAGCGUAUCAUUGUCAGCUGAUCUGAGAGAGUCAUCUCCUUUUUUAUGCUACCUCCUUCUAAGACUUUGGACUUCAAAACCAAAAGUAAUUCCAUAAAAGUAUUACUGUGAUCAAUAGAAAGCUGAGUGGUAGAUGUGUCCCUUUAAAAAUGAACCUAGAGUAAGUUACCUUGUUCCCAAUAGUGCAGUAUGUUGCUGAAUGGACUUCCUGACACUCUGCAUUUUGUGGUAGGUUUGAGGUUACGAGAAUGAACUACCCGUUGCUGCCCUCCUGGAUUCUGCUGUUCUGAGAAUUCAGGUUCUAUGGGUAAUAGUUUCAGGCCAACAGAGAAUUCAGUGUGAAUCAUAUAGGAAAUAUCUUAUUGAAUGAAUUUGUUGUCUUCUAUUAUUGGGAAUACUCUAAACCAGGAAGAAAUAUUGGACAUUUUCAAUGAAAUAAAUUUCUACUUAUUUUAGCUUUAGCUUUUCAGUUUGAAGAAUUUUACUUUAAGUCCCUGCAGUUUGCUACAAAUAACAAAUCUGGAUUCUUAAACCACAACAAAUAACAGAACUUUCUGUGGGGAGUGUAAUGAAGGUGCUUUUUUCUUUAUUCUACUACAACAGUUAUCACUGUUAUCUCUCUGUUUCACAUAGAAACACUUUGUUAGCAUCUUUUUGAGGUCACCUACACCCAUAAUGUUUACAAACACGUGGGAAUCACUGUCCAAGGGAGAGGUGCCAUUCUUUUCUCCCUGCUUAUGCAGCAGUGUAACGUGUAGGGUUGACAAGAGACGUUAUAUUGUGUACAUAAACAGCACUAGAAGAAGAGUGUUUCUUCAAAGACUUUUGCAGUGCAGUUGCUGUUUAAUGCCACUUCUGUCCUUGUUUUGCAUGAAAUCUGUGUGCAAUAUUUAAUGUUAAAGGCCAUGAUUUGUACAGCACUGAACAACAACUUCCAUCCGAAAGGGAGCUGAGAGCUCUCAGGUCAGUUGUAAAAUUAAACCCACUUUCGCCCCCUCCCCUCCCCUUAAAUUGGCAGCUGAUUUUUAUUCUAAACCAGUUGAAAAUCAAACUUAUCAGCAUUGUUCACAGAAGAAUUUGUUAACCUCCUUGACUAGUUAUUAGUUUGUAUUUUAAGAUUAAUCAUUACUGGGUUUACUUUGGAAGUUCAUCUCCAAAAUCACCAAAUAUUGGCUCUGGAAAAAGAAUUCUUUGCAUUUUAAAAACUAUUUUAAUUAGCACCAUGGCUCUGUUUUAACAAAGCAGUGAGGAAGUUCGGGAUCUGCCUUUCUGAAAGUGAAAGAAAACAUCUAAGAGCUAACCAAGAUUAUCUGCUAAUAAUGACUUGCUGUUUCCUGUCAUAAGACAGGAUUAGACGUGUACUUUAUGAGUCAAUCUUGGAAAAAGAAACUAAGUCUCUGUGAGUGCUAAUAGUGACAUCAUUUUUCAGAGACAAGGAAAUUAUAACUCAACACAAUUCUUCUGCUUUCUCAGUUUUGGGUUCCUGUAAACUUCAGGGGUUUUAAAGAAAAGCAGCUAUAAUACACUUGUGGUUAACUGCCGUGCUCAUAGUCUCUCUGUAUGUCUUCUUUUGAGCAGAGUAGCAUGGCUGUGUGUGAAACAUUGCAGGCUACCAAGUUCCAGAUUCCUUCAUUUUGAGCAAACAGUCUAUUAAGUUUAUUGAGAAAUAGUGCUACAUGUUGACCCCUAAAAACGAAAUUCCAAUCUUCAUGGCAAAACUUAAAGGGAACUCUUAGUUCAUGCAAAGAUUAUUUGGGGCCUAUUUAAGGUAAGAAAAGGCUGAUAUCCAACUUUUGUACUUAGUAUUACAAAAAUGUUCUGUUUAUUAUUCAUAACCUGAAAAAAAUAUGGUUAACAGCUCCAUUUUAAUUAGAUCUAGUUAGAAAUCAAACUAUUGAGAUUAUUGCUAUCCCUUAUGGGGGCUGGGGAGAGCAACUAGGACUGUAUGUGUCACACAAAGCUCACCAGGUUUGCCUGUGUUGACUCAAGUGGUAAAAGUUAUCUUGGGGAAACAAAAAGGGAGAAGGACAAAGACAGGCAAAGAAUUAAUUUCAUCUAAUCAGAACCACGAGCUUUAAGGCCAUGGUAAAUGUGUAAUGUUUUUUCUCUUGAGUUUGAGACAGCUGGUAGCGUCCAUUAGCAGUUCUUUUCCAUACCCUCAGCAUAAGCACUACCUAAGUUUAUACAAAUGUUUUAAUAUUAAUCAGAUAUUAAAUCUCACUGACAGCUCGUAUCAUUUUCUAAAGGUGGAGAGUGUGCUACUCUAGGCCUCAAGCUGUAGCUCAGUUGUUUUCUAAAUCACAGCCUGACUAGGCGGGUGAAAUUGUGUGUUUGUAUAUCUGUUCACAAGCUGUAGGUAACUGCCUCCCUAGAAUCACUGUGUUAAUGCCUGCUGUGAUGUCUGCUUGUGUCUUAAUGCUACACUGAGAAAACCUGUUUGAAUGUGACAUUGACUUUUUUUGCCUAGAAUCAGAGUUGUCUGUAUUAAAAUGUAUUUAUAAAAAAUAUAUUUUUUGUGGAAGGAAAGUAGAAUUCUAGUUAAUAUACUGCUGGGAAAAAUGUUAGGAACAUUUUUACCCAGUUCAUUUAUAAUUCUUUGUAUCUUGUUAGUUACCUGAUUCGAUUCCUAUAAGAACAUCCACUCUGGCCCGUUUCGAGGCAAUGCACUGUCAUGCAGAGAAUCUGGUUUUCAGAAAACUGGGAGUCUUUUGUUUCCUUUUGGGAUAGUAAGAAACUGAGUAGGUUGCCAGGAGAGAACCUUGGCACCGAACCCACUUCUGUGGCUUUGGCUUCAGUAACUAGUCUGUCUGACUUGUUUGCAGCUAGAUAAGUAGCGAGAGCAAAGAUUGAGACUUCAGGAUAAAGAAAAUUAGAUGCUAUAAUUUUAGUCUUCCUGUAGGAGGAGAGUACUGAAAUUAACUUAUACAAGGAUAAAAUAGGAAGUACACUUGCCUAAAAUGAUUUAAUAUUGGCAGCUUAGUCGUCAAUGUGCAUCCUAGGGAAUAUGCUUAACUUUUUCCAUUACCUUGGAAAACGGUUACAAACCAUGUCACUUUCAUUAGCAAGUGUUUCCUCUCCUGUAACAAACUGCAAAAUGUAAGAAAGCUAAAUAAAUGAUUGAUCCUAGACAUGAA